AUGCCUGUUGCUGACGCCGAUGGCGCCGAACCCUCACGGGCGGCUCGCGUCAGCCCGCGCGUGGCAGGUGACAACGUGUGGGGUCUCGCCUGGGCCGUGACUCAAGGUGCCUCACCUAUGAUGGCAGCCUCGCAGGUCAGGCAGCCAAUCGGGAGCUGCAAUGCUAUCAGGCCAAGAGGCUGCAUUGAGGGUGUCCUAUUUGAUUUAUAUGUCGUCGACCUUUUCUUUCCUUAUCUCGAUGCCAUAAUCAUAUCAUUUCAGUCUCAAACCCCUACGUCAUUUGAGUCGUUGGUACCCAAGGCAGUCAGGAUGCUUGAACCCAAGGACUUUCCUCAGAUGUGGCAGAAGCCUUCAAGCCAAGAUAUACGUUCCUGUUUGCAGAGCCUGGAAAUGAGCCCAACCAUAUGGAGCCAUAUGAGUCGUCAGCCACAGGUUGAGGAGGACCAAGAGGCUACAUCAUAUGUGCGACGCGAGAUGUCGAUGUAUCUUUCCUCCAUUGUCAAGAGUGGAUUGACCUGGAUCGAUGACGAAGAGGAGAAGGAAUUCAUCUGGUCAGAGGCGAGCCGGAGAUUAUCAGAGCGCUGUGGCAGAACAGGUAGUCAUGAAGGGUCUCGGCUUACAGUUCUCGAGCUUGGAUCAGGGACAGGGCUUCUCGGGAUUGCUGCAGCAGCUUUGUGGAGGGUCGACAUUGUGCUGAGCGACCUACCUGAAAUCAUGGCCAACUUGCACCAUAAUGCUGAUGUGAACCGUUCCGUUGUUGAGUCUCUCGGGGGCUCGCUGAAUGAUGGUGCCUUGACAUGGGGUAGCACAUCCGAGGAUGAAGUCGAUCAAGCGCUGUUCGGGGAGAAGAAUCAGUUCAAAAUUGUUCUGGCCGCGGACCCAAUGUACGACGAUAUUCACCCUGCUCUUCUCGCUGGCGCGUUUUCAGAGCAUCUGUCAUUCGACAGCGACUCGCGAGCUGUCGUUAUGGUUCCAUUGCGUGACGAAACGACCAGGAACCUCCUGAAGACCUUCAGAGCCUCUAUGGAAGCAGGCCCUGACGUAUUGCAAUGCAUAGAGGAAGGCACGCUCGACGGUCAGGAUGACUGGGGCGAGGGCGACGACAGCUCUUUGAUUAGUUGUUGGUGGGGGAUGUUUGCUCGCGCCCAGACAAACACAUAAGGACGACUGAAAACAAAUUAACAACCUACCUGAAAUGGUUGAGUUUGUUGGUGGAGAGCAUUCCUAUAUCCCAUCGCCCCGGGCAGAAUAUUUACACCACGGCGCGAGGGCUCUCAAUGACGUACGCUUCCCUUCUCAACCAACACCGAGCACCUGCCAGCAUUAAAAGAUAUCUUUCUGCUUCAACCUUGCAACCGCGGUCUGAAGAAACAAAGAGAAUGGAGCCGCGUAGCAAACCUGCCCUGAGCCGACCACCACCCUGUCCUAUCUACCCCUUUUAGUCACGACCGACCUUACCACGCCCUGUGCGACCUUCUCACAGUGCAGAAUACCAUAUCAAGGACAGCCCACUGGUGAUUCACAAUACUGGAUUCUCGUCUAUAAAGUCGAGCAGGUCAUGGAUCAGACACGACUUCACAAUUCUGCAAUCAUGCAUACUUUGCACAUGACUGAAACUUUACAUCCAGUCUUUGCAUCCCAAACAAUCACAGCGUUUUCGAAAAUAAAACCCCGAGAGAUUCAAACG
This is a messenger RNA of Verticillium alfalfae VaMs.102, 1687 nucleotides long. RefSeq lists its product as hypothetical. The transcript is spliced from 5 exons. The record is from RefSeq and is a predicted model, not a curated record. Lineage: Eukaryota; Fungi; Ascomycota; Sordariomycetes; Glomerellales; Plectosphaerellaceae. Bases 1 to 1161 code for a protein of 386 amino acids.